GCGCGCUGCAUGCCGGGCCAGGACAUGGUGGUGCCGCUGUAAGUCGCGCCGACAGACCCGCUCCCCGGACCCGAGCGAGUGGCCGCCGGCGGCGCCAUGAAGACUUUCUGCAGCAGAGCCAACCCCACCACCGGGGCCAUCGAGUGGGAGGAGGAAGACGAGGACUAUGAUUAUCAUCAGGAGAUAGCACGGUCCUCUUAUGCAGAUAUGCUACAUGACAAAGACAGGAAUGAGAAGUACUACAGUGGAAUUCAGGCAGCAGUCCGCAGGGUGAAGGAGCGAGGUCAGAGGGCAAUUGUCCUGGACAUUGGAACUGGGACGGGGCUGUUAUCCAUGAUGGCAGCGAAAGCUGGUGCAGAUUUCUGUUUCGCAGUCGAGGUUUUUAAGCCAAUGGCUGAUGUUGCUGUUAAGAUUGUGGAGAAAAAUGGAUUCAGCAAUAAAAUUAAAGUUAUCAACAAACACUCGACUGAGGUGACAGUGGGGCCAGAUGGUGACAUGUCAUGCCGAGCUAACAUCCUGGUCACGGAGCUGUUUGAUACGGAACUUAUUGGCGAGGGGGCACUGCCAAGUUAUGAGCAUGCUCACAAGUACCUUGUGCAGGAAGAAUGUGAGGCUGUUCCACACAGAGCCACAAUUUACGCACAGCUGGUGGAGUCAGAGCGGAUGUGGGCUUGGAACAAAUUGCUGCCAAUUCACAUCGGGCUGGAGGAUGGCAAUGAUAAGGUCAUUUUACCGACAAGGGACAUGCAGGUGUGUGCUGGGUCCCCCUGCGUCUAUGACAUUCAGCUCAAUCAAGUGGACAGCAACCACUUCAGCCCCCUCACAGAGGUUACAGAGGUAUUCAGGGUGGAUUUCAGUAAAGCAGUGAGUAGUUCUCCAGCCCAGCACACUGUGGAGGUCCAAGCAACAGGCAGUGGGCAGGCCCACGUUGUGCUGUCGUGGUGGGACAUGGAAAUGGAUCCUGAAGGGAGUAUCAGAUGUACUAUGGCACCAUACUGGGCUCAUCCGACUCCAAAUAAUAUUCAGUGGCGGGACCAUUGGAUGCAGUGUGUGUACUUCUUGCCCCAGGAGUUACCUGUUCAAGAAGGAGAACGUCUGUGUAUUUCAGCGGUGCAUGACGACUACUCUCUGUGGUAUAAACUGCAACACAGCAGUGAUGAGCAUGACGCUGAAGUGCUGAGUGAACGUCCCCUCUGCUCCUGUCAGGCCCACCUCAUGUGUAACAGGCAGCGAUUUGGAGAACUAAAUGACCAACAAAGGAACAACGCCUAUAUCAAGGCCCUGAAAACAGUUCUGAGGCCAGACACUGUGUGCAUGACUGUCAGUGAUGGAAGCCUGCUCUCAAUCUUCGCUCACUUGCUGGGUGCUGCACAGGUUUAUAGUCUGGAGAUUUCUGCCAUGUCCAGGCGCGUCAUGCAGAAGAUUUUAGCUGCUAAUGGAUUGACCGGGAAGGUGAUGGUUUCAGAGAAAAGCCCAGAGCAGCUAAUGCAUGUGGACCUGGGUAACAACCAGAUAUCAGUUCUGAUCGGGGAGCCAUUCUUCACCACCAGCCUUCUGCCUUGGCACAACCUUUACUUCUGGUACGCGAGGACCUAUCUGGCCAAACUCCUGGCUAGUGAAUUCACUGUGCUGCCACAGUCUGCCACGCUGUUGGCAAUGGCCGUUGAGUUUGAGGACCUCUGGCGCAUUCGUGCACCCUGUCGGGAAUGUGAAGGCUUUGAUGUCAACCUCAUGGAUGAGAUGAUACAGAAUUCCUUGAAUUUCCGGGAAUGUCAGGAGGCUGAGCCCCAUCCUCUUUGGGAGUACCCCUGCAGAGCACUCAGUGACCCAUGCCAGCUCCUCACCUUUGAUUUUCGCCAGGAGGUACCAGAGCAGUCAAUCUGCUCUUCUGGAUCGAUGCAGCUCGUGAGAUCUGGCACUUGCCAUGGAGUAGUGCUUUGGAUGGACUACUGUCUAACCAAUGACAUCAUGGUCACCACAGGGUUAACCAGGCUCCAUUCUCACACGGGUGACUGUGAGUGGAACCCACACAACAAGCAGGGUGUCUACUUCCUUCGUUCGGAGACCAAUCACGAGACUUUGACAAACAAGCAGACCUCCAUUGCCUACAGAGUGACUUUCCACCCAAAGACCGGUGAACUGGCCUUGGACUUCCAGCAGUCCCCGUAAUCAACAGGAGUGUGUGGAAGGACAAGGAUCCUCUUGUGGUUCGUAACUGGAAAACUGGUUGCCCUGUAACUCAGGUAUUAUUCUUGUGAAUCCUCAGAUCCACUCCAGGCUGGGAUGUGAAGAAUUGAGCCUAACCUAUUUGGAUUUGAAGGAAUAAUAAGCAAAAGUAGUUUGUUGAAACAUUAUGGCUGGACUUGGGUGCUUUCUAUGUAGACGGUCACUGGGGCAAGAACACAGCCUGCCUGCCACAGUGGUAGCUCUCUCAUCUCUGAGUCCAAGAGGUGAGGGUUCAAACUGUGCCCGGGCAGGAGCACACAAUGUAGGAUGAUGUUGGAAGCUGUAUGGAGGCAGUGUUGCAUUUUUGCCCGUCAUCUGGGGUGAUGAGAUGUUAAACUGGGACACCGUCUGCCUGCUUGUGGCUAUAGGAUCCCUUGGUGGUAUUGAAAGGAAAGCUUGACCAGUCUCCUAAACCACAUCAAUCUCUCAACAAAUGCCACUAAAAUGAUUCGUGAAUUGUUCAUUUAAUCACUGUUUAUGGUAUCUUGUUACACGUGUGUAGGCUGCUGUCUUAAAUAGCAACAACUCAAAGCUAACUUGUCACCCUGGAAGAAGUUACAUAAAUGUUUUAUUUCUUUGAUGUAAGAACUGAGUUUAACAUCUUAUCUCGGUGGGUUGCUUUUAAGUACCGGACUUUCAAUCUUUAUUAAGUAAAGUCAAUGGAAUGUCUUGAUCCAAACUGGCAUUGAGGUUUAAAAAGUUACAAGAUUUAUUUUAUUUUAAAAGGAGACUUAUUAAAGUAUUUUUCAAUCUUCUCUGAGUUU
This is a messenger RNA of Pristis pectinata (smalltooth sawfish), 2990 nucleotides long. RefSeq names its product protein arginine methyltransferase 7 (gene prmt7). Gene Ontology annotation, biological process: peptidyl-arginine methylation. NCBI's taxonomy places the organism in Eukaryota, Metazoa, Chordata, Chondrichthyes, Rhinopristiformes, Pristidae. Gene Ontology annotation, molecular function: protein-arginine omega-N monomethyltransferase activity. The transcript has 17 exons. The record is from RefSeq and is a predicted model, not a curated record. The coding region runs from base 97 to 2169 and encodes 690 amino acids.